UCUAUGGAGACCGGAGAUUAUUAAUAAUGAAAUCUUGCCAGCAGAUCAUGUAAUUAUAUUAUAUACAUAUACAUAUAUAUAUAUAUAUAUACAAGUGUCUUUCUUGUUCUUCUGUGUACAAGCUAAUUAUAACGAGAGAAAAAUGGCGGCCGGAAAAGACAUAGAGAACGGAAAGAAUGAAGGAUUCACGGCGGCGCUUAUCGGAAAAGAAGAUGACAGAUGGAUGGUUUACCUGAGCACAUUUGUUGCUGUGUGCGGGUCGUAUGCAUUUGGAUCUUGUGCCGGUUAUUCAUCCCCGACUCAGUCUGCAAUCAGCCAAGAUCUCAACUUUUCCAUUGCAGAGUACUCGCUGUUCGGCUCCAUACUAACAUUUGGUGCAAUGGUGGGAGCAAUCACAAGUGGUCCUAUAGCUGAUUUCGUCGGUCGAAAAGGGGCAAUGAAAGUGUCUAGUGUUUUCUGUGUAGCAGGAUGGCUUGCCAUUUAUUUUGCUGAGGGGGUUUUGGUGAUGGACAUUGGAAGGCUGGCAACAGGAUAUGGAAUGGGAGUUUUUUCUUAUGUGGUACCUGUCUUUAUAGCUGAAAUCGCGCCCAAAGAAUUGCGAGGAGCUCUGACAACCUUAAACCAGCUUAUGAUAGUCACUGGAGUGUCAGUGGCCUUCAUUAUCGGGACAAUGGUGACAUGGAGGACUUUGGCACUAACAGGAAUAGUUCCAUGUGUUGUUCUUGUUUUGGGCCUUUUCAUCAUUCCCGAGUCUCCUAGAUGGCUGGCAAAGAUUGGGCAUGAGAAAGAGUUUGAAGUUGCACUGCAAAAGCUUCGCGGGAAAGAUGCAGAUAUAUCGGAAGAGGCAGCUGAAAUCCAGGAUUAUGUAGAAAUGCUCGAAAAGCUCCCAAAGGCAAAACUAUUCGAUUUGUUUCAGAAAAGAUACUCGCGUUCUAUCUUUAUUGGGGUUGGACUGAUGAUAUGCCAGCAACUCGGUGGAAUUAAUGGAAUCUGUUUCUACACCAGCAGUAUAUUCGAGUCUGCAGGGUUCCCUUCGGAUAUCGGGACUAUAAUCUAUGCAAUUCUUCAGGUUAUAGUGACAGCAGUAGGGGCAACCUUAAUAGACAAAGCUGGAAGAAAACCUCUUUUAGUGGUUUCUGCAUCAGGGCUUGCUCUUGGCUGUAUACUAACAGGCGUCUCGUACUAUCUUAAGGGACUUAACAUUGCAGGCAAUGCAGCACCUGUACUUGCUGUAACAGGCAUAAUGGUGUAUAUAGGGUCAUUUUCAGUAGGAAUGGGAGCAGUUCCAUGGGUUAUUAUGUCUGAGAUUUUCCCUAUAAAUGUCAAAGGGGUUGCAGGAAGCUUUGCAACACUAGUAAACUGGUUUGGGGCAUGGUUAUGUUCCUACACUUUCAAUUUCCUCAUGGCCUGGAACUCAUUUGGGACUUUCAUUCUCUACGCCACGAUCAACGCGUUUGCUAUCCUGUUCGUGAUCAAGGUAGUCCCGGAAACCAAAGGGCGAACUUUGGAACAAAUACAGGCUACCAUCAAUGCAUAAUCUCAUACCAGAAGACACGACAAUUCGAGGCAAGAUCAGGAGAAGUUUUCGAUCGCUCUAGGCAGACAGAUCGUAUGAAGUGUAAAAUCAUUUAUUUGUUGUAUGUAACCAUUUCUAUUGUUGCUGAUGAACGACAGCACGAGAAAUAACAGAGAAUCUGUUAAGUUUCAUUUGAA
Ipomoea triloba (trilobed morning glory) is the source of this 1713-nucleotide messenger RNA. RefSeq names its product sugar transporter ERD6-like 7. The coding region runs from base 143 to 1537 and encodes 464 amino acids. Gene Ontology annotation, molecular function: sugar transmembrane transporter activity. The record is from RefSeq and is a predicted model, not a curated record. Gene Ontology annotation, cellular component: membrane. NCBI's taxonomy places the organism in Eukaryota, Viridiplantae, Streptophyta, Magnoliopsida, Solanales, Convolvulaceae. The transcript is spliced from 18 exons. Gene Ontology annotation, biological process: carbohydrate transport; transmembrane transport.